Molecule: messenger RNA, 2921 nt
Organism: Brachypodium distachyon (stiff brome)
Lineage: Eukaryota; Viridiplantae; Streptophyta; Magnoliopsida; Poales; Poaceae
Product: acyltransferase-like protein At1g54570, chloroplastic
Exons: 13
Coding region: 666-2738 (690 amino acids)
Cellular component (GO): membrane
Source: RefSeq, a predicted model, not a curated record
UAUUAGGCCUUUAUUCAAGAUUUAAUUUGAGUAGAGAAUUUGAAAUGAGUGAGAAUUCGAGAAUGAGUCUAUUGUUCAGAAACUCAAGAACAAAGCAAAUAAGAUCAGGGAAUUCCAAUAAACCGCACAUAAGUAUUACGCACCUCCUGAACUGAGAUAUAUAGUUAACUCGAAGCUUUUCAUUACCUUUUUCAUGAUAAAUGUUUGUUUAGUUCCUUCGCUGAGUAUGUUUUGCAACUCUAAAUCAGGGUGUUACAACAUGGGCAUUUUUAGUUCUUACACACUUCAAGAAGCUAUAUUACUGGAAAAAUGAUGUCAGUGGUAGUAGGUACAUCAGGAAUUUGGAUAUUAUCCAGUGGUAUGUAGGCAAUUCCUUCUUUUCCCAAACUGAACAUCCAAACAGGCUUUAAAGGUUUGAGUCUUGUGCUGCCUUUUCAAAUCCCAGUAUUAGAUGGUGAUGAAAUCUGACAAAAGGAACAGAAGACACUACUUUAACCUUCUAAUGACACUUAUAAUUUUCCGACAGUACUACCAUAGUUGUGAUCAUUCCCACAUGACAGAUUAACAAUACUUAAUGAGCCUACCUGUUAGCUGUGAUGCCACGGUCUCACUCACACCCUUUGCGCAUCAUCUCAAUUCCGUCAUUUCUGUUACACACCUGAUGCAUGAGUGCUGCAUGUCUCCUAACUAAGUCACCCCUCAAAACCAUGACUGAGAUACUCAAAAAAGCUUUGCUGUUCACAGCAAUGGCAACUCUCUCUCCCCCUCUGGUACACCCACAGGUCCCCUCCUGCAGACUGGGGCCGCGCCAGUGGCAUGCCUCUUUCGAGAGGAUCCGCUUCCAGUUCAGACAUGCCGGGAGACUGCAAGCGAGCUACAAAGGCCUUGAAGCAAUGUAUGAUGAUGGGUAUGGGAUGGUCAAGGACCUGGACUACUACUACCAGGCACUCAGAGAGCUGGUGGAGCAUGACAGUGGGCCACCACGCUGGUUCUGCCCCGUCGAUGCCAGCUUGUCGGUCGAGGAUGCUCCACUCAUGCUCUAUUUGCCAGGGGUAGAUGGAAUGGGGAUGGGGCUCUGCAUGCACCACAAGGCUCUUGGAAGAAUUUUUGAACUUAGAUGCUUGCAUAUUCCUUUUCAUGACCGCACACCAUUCGAAGAACUUGUUGCAAUGGUAGAAGAUGUUGUGAGAGCAGAGCAUUCCACUUCUCCUAAUAAGCCCAUCUAUCUAUUGGGGAACUCGUUCGGAGGAUGCUUAGCUCUUGCAGUUGCUGCUCGUAAUCCCCGCAUUGAUUUGAUAUUGGUACUAGUUAAUCCAGCGACAUCAUUUGAGAAGUCAGAUAUAAAACAGCUUCUAUCAAUUUUUAGUCCCUUUUCGGAUCACGCCUGCAUUGCAAUUACAGCUCUACUGAACUACAACAUCGACAACGAAGUGAACAUAGCACUGAGUAGAAUGAAAAGUGGGAAGCAUCCUUUAGAAGCAUUUGGCAGAUUGACGAAUAACAUGUCAUCUUCCCUGAAGCAUACGAACAUACUGGACAAGCUACCAGAAGACACACUAAGAUGGAAAAUGGAACUGAUAAAAACUGCUGCUUCAUACGCUAAUUACCGUCUACAUUUCGUUACUGCUGAUGUGCUACUGCUAGCAAGCGGCGCUGACAGGUUGCUGCCUAGCAAAGCAGAAGCUGACAGGCUACAGAAGAUAUUACCUAAAUGCAAAGUCUUCUUCUUUCAGAACCAUGGGCACAGCUUACUGUUGGAACAUGGUGUGCAUGUCUCAUCCAUCAUCAAGUGUGCUGAUCUGUACCGCCAUUCGAGGAAGUAUCAGCGGGUUUUGGACUUCAUCCCACCAUCCACAACUGAGCUAAAUGAAGUCGACAAAGCUAGCAGUGACCUGACGUUCAGAACGUGCCCGGCGAUGUUCUCUACGAUGGAGGAUGGGACCGUGGUCCGAGGCCUGGGUGGGGUGCCUGCGGAUGGCCCUGUGUUGCUGGUGGGAAACCACAUGUUGAUGGGGAUUGAGCUCAUCUCGCUUGCUGCAGAGUUCCUGCGGCAGAAGAAGGCCGUUGUCCGUGGCAUCGCUCACCCGCUGCUCUUCCCGAAGAAGGAGAGGACGUCAUCAGAGGGCCACGACUUCUUCGACUUCCUCAAACUGUGGGGAGGUGUGCCCAUGACCUACAAGCACAUCUAUGAGUUGCUGGCAGCUCGGGAGUUCGUGCUCAUGUACCCAGGUGGUUACAGGGAGGCACUCCACUGCAAGGGUGAAGAGCACAGGAUAUUUUGGCCAGAUGAGACUGGAUUUGUUAGGAUGGCAGCACAGUUAAAUGCCACAAUCGUGCCAUUUGGAGUCGUUGGAGAGGACGAUCUCUUGAAUAUCCUCUGUACGUUCGACGAUAUCAGGAACGCACCAUUUGGAAAGGAAAUCAUGCGUGCGUAUAGCAGCCAUCUGAAGCUGAGGGAUGCCGCUCACGAGGUCAUCUUUCCAGGCGUACUUCUGAAAAUACCGGGCCGGUUUUACUACCGGUUCGGCAAACCUAUUCCGACCAAGGGAAGGCAAGAUGUCCUGACUGAUCGGCAGGCUGCGAACGAUCUUUACAUGCAUAUUAGAGCGGAGGUGGAAAGUAUAAUUUCGUAUUUGCUGGAGAAGAGGGUGGAGGACAAGUACAGGCACAUCUUGCCGAGGCUCUGGUACAAAGCUGCUCGAGGCCCAAACGCUGAAGUUCCAACCUUUGAUCCAUAAAACACUAAUACUACGUACGUUUCUGUAAGAAUGUAGUUAAAUACUACUCCGUACUACGUAAUUUCCAAACGAAAUAAACAAAACAUCAGUAAACUUGACUUUCAGUCACGCAGACAUUUGGAAGUGCAUGUUAUAUAAAUUGUGAUAUGAUCAAGCAUUUAAUCAUGUACUCCGUUCACAUAA